AUGGAUGAUGCAGCCCAUGCUCAUCCUCGUUCACCGGCCGCUACCCUCGUACGUCCUCGGUCCACCACCGCUCUCGGCCUGUAUGAGCAACAAACAAAUCAUACAAGCCCUCUUUCGGUUCCUCACAAUCGCCAGCAACGCCUGUUGAACACUCGACAUGCAAGAUUUUCCGCUCAGACAUUGUCGAUGAACGGUAUCUCCAUACCCUUCCCUCGCCUUGGAAAGCCCACCGAGAUCGAAAACCCCUACUACACGACGCCUCGAAUGGCCAAGCGCCAGGAUGCCGCAGAGGCCGCAGAGCGAUCGCAGGAUAUGAGCAGCGUGUCACCAAGAUCCUCUAUUCUAAACGAGAUCACGAAUUCGUCCGGUUACCGUGAACGAAGUGCCCAGAGAAGAGCCCCAAUCCCCGUCUUCCAAGAUAACCCGAGUACGAAUAGCGUCGACAGUGGAAAGCAGCAUACGCCUUCCAUAUACCAGGACCCACCAAGUGAAUUUCAGACACCUUCAGUGACUGGAUCUCGGUCAACCCCAGAGUCUACCGCCAUGGGCCUUAGAGAGGUCUCGGUCAAUCUCCACAGGACAUCGCCUCGUAAGGAUUCCCCGUCCUUUCGCUCCAUUCGGAGUGGCUCUCAUCGCCGAAGCUCUCAUGCCAAACCUCGAUUCAACUCGGAGGAGUACAUCGAUCACAUUGAAAACGAGUUGCAGAUGGUCAAGGACGCCAUGUAUUCUCCCACGACCAAUACCUCGUGGAAGGAAAAGUUGAAAAAGGCCAAAGAUGAGAACGAGCGGCUCAAAAAGGAGAUGGACGUCAUGAGGACAUCAUUUGAACUUGAGUUACAAGACACCGUGGAGAGGGCAGCAGCGACUGAACUGCAAUUGAAGAGAAAGAUUAAGGAUCUCGAGGAUGAGGUGGCGCUUAAGCAAGCCCUCAUUCAAGACCUGGAAAUUGACAGGGAGGAGAAGAGGGCCGAUCAGACCACUUUCGAAGUUCUCAGAGCGAGACUUGACAGGGUGGAAGAAGAGAAAGCAAGUCUAGCAGCCACCAACCUUGACAUGAUGAAGCGGAAUGAAGUCUUGACUCAAUUACUGGCACUCUCACCUACGAAGGCACAGCACCACUUCGAACUUCCCACUCCUCGCAGACGAAGUGCACGACCCAUGUCGAUGAUCAUCCCUCGGGCACCAUCCUCUCCUCCGGCACGAACACCAAUGAGUAGGCCACAAUCAGUUGUCAUCUCGCCCGCUCUUCCAAUUGCCGACUACUUCCCUUUCAAUGCUGGGUCCUCACCAGAUGCUGCAUCUGCUUUUGGCACCACUGGAGCCUCUCCCAAAGUCCCCGAUGAUACGGGCUCGGUUCGAUCCGAAUCUAGCACUUCCUGCCCCCGGCUCACGAAUUCGCACUCUCGACACAUGACCAACGUCUCUCAAGUCUCGAGCAGCUCAGAAUCGACACCUCAUUCGGACGUCAGACCAUCGCUACCGGUACGCCAACCUUCGAAACGAAGACCAAGGAGGUUUAUGCCCGGCUCUACUCAACUGAAGCCUCUGCUCUUAUCCACUUUCACUGCUGACAAUGGGAAUAUGCCUUCGACAUCGCCAAUGACUUCUCCCAAGAGGAUGUUACCCUCGUCGUUGCCGUGCGGGCCGUCCGAUGUACCGCGGAAACAUCAUGCCACGGACUCCCGUAGCACGACUGGAGACUUCAUAGGAACCAGCUCUCCAAUCAGCCCCAUUAGUGAAACUGUUGGUCAACCGGGGCCUUCAUUUCAGAGUUUGGACGAGGUUUUUGACGAGCAUGAAGAGCGUUCCCGCUCCGAGGCUAUAAAUGAGGCUCUUGCUAAACUCACUCAAGGCUCUGAUGGGGCAGAAUACAACACGCCAGUAAAGACCAGCGACAUCGAGAUGACUGUUAAGGUCCCAGCCUCCGGCACCUCCAAGUCAUGUCCGCGGGUUGACUCUUGGCUGCUGCGAACCUCUAUCUCAACCUCCGAAGGUGAAGAUUCUGCAUACGAGGCUGAUGUUGAUGGCGGAGAUAACCCCAUGACAAGUGUCCUCGCAGGGGAUUCAGAUCGUCCGAACAUUGCUGCACGGAGACAUUUGGGACACGAUGUUGACAUUCCACGUCCCUUGUUUUCGACGCAGUAUGACAUGCCACUUGGGCCAACACACUCUCCAUCAUACUACGACGAGUCACCAUUAAACCCUCGGCAACGUCACAAAUCCAUCUUGGGCAACAAGGACAGGAUCUCAGGGAGCUUCAAGGCUCGUGAGAAGGCUUUGAAGAGAGCCAGCAUGCCUGAGAGAACGAAACAGUCUCUAACCACAGACCCCAUUAUUAUCGAGCGGGAAGUCAUUGACAACACAGAUCGGGAACGGCACUUGCCAAAGCGAGUUCGCAACACCGCGCGUCCACGACACCCACUCGAGCUUCUCAAGCAGCGAAAUAUAGGCUCGCGGACGUUGGCGGCCAUGACCAUCCGCACUGUAUAUGCGACAUUGACGAGGUACACCUCUUACAUCCGGAGCUUCAGAAAAGAUCCACUUGCACUUGCUCGUCGUGUUAUUGCAAAUGCAUGGCGAGUCAACUGGGGGACUUUUGGAAAACUCAGUUGGUGGGUUCUUGGAUUGUUCCUUGGGCAUCGUAGUAUUGGCUAUGAAGAGUCCGAAUGGGAUUGGGAACAAUAUGAUGGUGAGAGCAUAGCCAUAAAGCAUUGUGAGAAUACUGCUGUGACAGUCGACACGGAUGCAAAGCCAGACGAACUUGUAGCCUCCUCCGACACGCCAAAUGGUACUGCCUGUGGUAAUGAUCCGACUUGUGAAGCCAAUGAGUCUCUGGCCAAAUCAACAGGCUCUGGUUGGGGUCAAUCAUUGUAUCUUUGGGGCAAAUUCAGUGUCGCCAUCAUGCUCGCUGUUGGUGGAGCCAUCGUCAAAGGGCCCGCAGAAAUGUUGCGCGAGACGGAAGAUCAAAAGCGAUCGCGGCAACGUGGUACGGAAGACGAUGAUCAAUCACAACGACCAGGUACGCAACAGUCGGAAGAGGAGACAAUCGGUCAGUCGUCAGGGCAAGAUGAUCAGGCUCAAACUCGUGCGUUUGCAUCUGGACUUGAACCGCGACCACCCGAACAUAACAUUCGCCGACGUCGAAGUCAUAGCUCACCUACCCCUGCGGCAAGAGACUUCCGCCAUGAGCCUUCGUGCACCGAGAGCUGUGGCGUGAGUGGUCUCACCCAGCCACUUGAGCUAGAUACGGUCGAUCAGCCCUCGGCCCUGGACCAUUGUCAAUACCUUCACGACGAAACACCACAACCAUCAAGAAACAAUCGUUUGACGGUGUUUCUGGAUGCCGUGAUGGAGCAGGACAACAGUGAUGAUAUGCAGAUACUACAACUGGCCGAUCCAGGUUGA
Messenger RNA from Exophiala spinifera, 3405 nucleotides. RefSeq lists its product as uncharacterized. The transcript has a single exon. The record is from RefSeq and is a predicted model, not a curated record. Lineage: Eukaryota; Fungi; Ascomycota; Eurotiomycetes; Chaetothyriales; Herpotrichiellaceae. Bases 1 to 3405 code for a protein of 1134 amino acids.